AUGGCACCUCCUAUAGCAACCGAUCUCGCCAGCUCCGUCAGCGCUCAGGCCCAUGAAUUACACCGGGCGGCACGCGCCGAAAAGGCGAAAGUAAAGAUGACUGUUCUCGAAAAGCCCAUCUUCGAGGAUAAGAUCGAAGAACGAGAGUACCUGAAAGGCCGACUAGCCGCGGCGUUUCGCAUUUUUGGCAAAUUCGGCUAUGACGAAGGUGUGGCCGGACAUAUUACCCUUCGGGAUCCUGUGGAGCCGACCACCUUUUGGGUGAAUCCGUUUGGAACGGCAUUCUCGUUGAUGAGGGCUUCUGAUCUGAUUCGCGUUAAUCAUACCGGUCAGGUUAUUGAUGGUGGAGAGAAUCGGAUGCUCAAUGCCGCGGCAUUUAUGAUUCAUUCGGCUAUUCAUGAAGCGCGGCCUGAUGUCAUCUGUGCGGCGCAUACGCAUAGCCUUUAUGGAAGGGCUUUUUGUUCGUUGGGUCAACCGCUUGAUAUCAUUUCGCAGGACUCUUGCGCGUUCUAUAAUGACCAUGUGGUGUACAGGCAAUUCAAUGGCGUCGUGCUCGAGGAGCAUGAAGGCGUACAGAUUGCUGAAACUUUGGGAAAUAAAAAGGCGGCUCUUCUGCAGAACCACGGGCUAUUGACGGUUGGUGAGUCGGUCGAGGAAACCGUCUUCUGGUUCGUUAGUUUGGAGAAGUCCUGCCAUACACAGCUGCUGGCAGAUGCGGCGGCAGCAGGCCGAGGUAGAGCGACGGUUAAAAUUGACGAUGCCGAUGCGGCUCUCACGUACAAAACGGUGGGCACUCCGAAGGCUGGAUGGUUCAGUGCGAAACCAUUGUUUGACGUGAUCCAGCGAGAGACAAGGGGUGAAUAUUUAGGAUAA
Messenger RNA from Penicillium odoratum, 873 nucleotides. Its product is annotated as class II aldolase/adducin family protein. Gene Ontology annotation, molecular function: actin filament binding. The record is from RefSeq and is a predicted model, not a curated record. The transcript is spliced from 3 exons. Gene Ontology annotation, cellular component: cytoskeleton. The coding region runs from base 1 to 873 and encodes 290 amino acids. Lineage: Eukaryota; Fungi; Ascomycota; Eurotiomycetes; Eurotiales; Aspergillaceae.